AAACGUCCCUCAAUUACGAUCGGAAUCCGAGACGCCUACUCGGCUCUGCACGGGUGGAUCUUAGAAACCCUGCACUAACUCACUGCAUAUCUCUCCGUUUCCUUAUCUCCUUCGUUGUUUUCUCAUCCAUCUUCCCCAUCGAGCGGUGUCCCAUCUCACUCACUGACGCCAUGAUCAUCGCGAGCCUCUGACGCUCGCCACAGUAUCUGCCCAGGCCACUUGCCAAGCGUACUUACUCUCUGCCAGCUCGCAGGACACCUGCUACGGCGUCGUCUGAACAUGCAAAAGUCACAGUGGGCAUAUGACAAGAAGAUCCAUCAAGGAUAUGGGAGUGUCGCUGCCCCGUUACGCCUGAUGAAGUUGCCCAACUUGUUCAGCACCUCGACGUCAACGUUCUCAUUCAGGACUGCGACCGUCGAGUGUUUCCCGUUGACCAAUAUUAUCAAGGCUGGCACUAAAUUAUACCUGACGCUGGAACCGGUACAUAUUGUGCUAGGAAUCAAGGAGACACCACUCAAUGAGCUGGUCACAUCUCCUGUUUCUGCGCCGGGUUUGCGUUCAGGUCCUUCCACACCCCGCACCCAUCUAAUUUUUUCUCAUACCACGAAGGGUCAGCCCUACAAUAUGGAAUUGCUCUCCCGCUUCCUUGGUUCACAUGAGAAUCCAUCUUUGCCUCGGUUGAUUGGUUAUGAACUUCUUGUGGGCAAUGACGGCAAAAGAACAGUUGGGUUUGGGUGGUUCGCAGGAGUUGCUGGUGUUCUCGAAUCUUUGUCUGUACUUGCUCAUGUGCAUCUCGAACUUGGAGUUGCUUCUCCUUUCCUUAACAUCACAGACAAUAGGAUGCCUAAGGCAUUAGGACCGUUUUUCAUCGAGCUCACAAGAAGCGGGAAUGUGACACAAGGAUGUCUUUCCAUUCUAGACGAGCUCCCGAUUGUGGAUGUGGAUGUGAAGGACCUGCCUGCACUCGUUGCAUCAUACCUCAUGCUCUUCCUGAAUGACGUUGGCUGGCUCCCGUCUUUCCCACGACUUAUGAUGAACGAACAACUAGCCACUGCUCUCACCCAUGCGGCCGAAGUAGGGCGAGCACGUUUUGGAGUAGUCGGCGACAUCAGUUGCGACAUUGAGGGAGGUCUCGAAUUCUUCCCUCGUGGAUCGACACUCUUGGACCCCUUCUUCAAGCACCGACCAUCCUCUCUACCUUCUCGUCUUCUGAGCAUGACUAUCAUGUCUGUUGAUAUCCCUCCAUCAAGUCUUCCUCUCGAUGCUUCUCACAAAUCGUUGUCGAGAUGGGCGGCGGAUCUGUUGCGUGUCUCGCCAGGACUGUAUUGA
Molecule: messenger RNA, 1329 nt
Organism: Suillus plorans
Lineage: Eukaryota; Fungi; Basidiomycota; Agaricomycetes; Boletales; Suillaceae
Exons: 7
Coding region: 280-1329 (349 amino acids)
Source: RefSeq, a predicted model, not a curated record